Messenger RNA from Entrophospora candida, 535 nucleotides. Lineage: Eukaryota; Fungi; Glomeromycota; Glomeromycetes; Entrophosporales; Entrophosporaceae. The record is from the annotation of a GenBank genome assembly.
AUGGGAGUAGUAAAAACGAAUGAGGGACUGCUAAGUUCUGAAGAAAUCAAGAAAAAUAUGAUAGAAUUGAAGUCGAAACUUGUGGGUCAUUCUUCACAUCUUUCCAAAGAGUUAUAUAAGACCUUAAAAGAUGUAUCUUACUGUGAUUUGACGUGGAAGGAUCCCCUUGCCAGUCAGGUGAUCAGCAAUAAUUCACAAAAGCUCGCUGAGGAUGAAUAUAAUAAUUUUAUGAAACCUGCACUACAAAUGGUACCUCCUACUAUACCAGUUGUUCAAGAAAUGUGUACCAAAUUUGUAACUAAUUUUGUUGAACCCUGGGAAUAUACGAUAGUGGAAUUGACACAUGAUGGAGCCUGGAAAGAGUUGAAUGAGGGGUUGCAACCGGAAUCCUUGAUGUCUUCAUUUGCUCCUGAAUUUGAGGUAUCUCAGAAUGAAGGAACAUAUGUAAUGAAUAUUAUUGCACCUUUGAUUCAAGCCGUGUUGAAAGAUCUUCCUUUCGCAAAGUCUUCAUACAUUAGCAUUGCAGAAAAGCAAA